CAAUAUCGACGACAUUCGUCCGGACGUGUUAUGUCUGCAGAACUUGUCUUAGAAAAUCAAGAACAAGUCCUUCAGGAAAGGGAGGAUCUCGAUGAUGGGCCCGAAAUCGACUCUGAAGAACUAUUGGCAGCAAUGGUAGAAGGUUCACCUGAUAACCAAUUUCCUGAAGUUUCCGAAGACAUGGAGGAUGAGGAACUUCUAUCAGAUGACUCAUUAUCAAUACUUGAAAAGAUUUUUUUAUACGUCAAGAGCGAUCUAGCAUUCCAUAAAGUGUACAUUGCAAAAGAACUGCCAUCUCUGAUAAAAGAUGUCGAUAUUAGUGAAGCUGUCGAAUAUGUGCUACCUUUAGUGAAUUCCUUAGGGACUGACCCUGAGGACCACGUGCGUGAAGCGUUUGUACCCGAAUUAGAUAAAAUCAUAUGGUUUUAUUAUUCUCAUUGCUUAAUCCGGGAGGAUGCACCCGAAAAUGCCCAAAAUGAUAAUAUUUCAAUAACGUCCAGGCCUCUAACUCCACAGAGGCCCCAGACGCCUCAGCAAAGGCCACAAAGACCACAAACUCCUCAGAGACCACAAACACCUAUACAGUUAAUGAUUCCACCACAACCACAAACACCUACUAGUCAUUUACCAUAUUUAUCCCCUGCCACCUUUACUCCUCUACUUCAUACGUUAUUACUUGAUCACAAUACAAUUAUCGCUCAGGCAGCACAAAAUGCUGUGCAGUCUCUAAUGGAGAGAAUCUUGGAAGAACCAGAUAUAGGCCCGAAAGAAAAGGAAUUACUGGAAAAAGAAAUUCUGGAGGGUGUUGUGUUAGGGAUAGGUCGUCUAGAUCAGGAGAAAGUAAAAAGAGAUGAAUCGAAUGAAUGGGAUACGGAUGGUGAUGAUGUGAGUGCGGUUGCAAGCGGUGAAGAAGAAGCAGAACUUGGCAGAAUGACAAUGAUGUCGCUAAUUUCUUCAUUGGCGUCUAUUGUGGGACCCGAGAAAUGUACCCGUCUUUUUGUGCCAGAAAUUGAUAAAAUGGCCGAAGAACAUGUAUUUUAUGUACGGAAGGAAGCGGCCUUGGCAGUCGGGAGUUUGGCUGGUGUAUUGCCGCUGGAUAUAGUAACAUCUAAAUUGUUACCCAUAUACGAUCAUUUCUCCACUGAUCCUAUUUGGCACGUGCGUCGUUCCUGUUGCAUUGUCCUUCCUACAAUAUGUUCUCGUCUGCCAGAAGAAAUGAAAUCAGAUCGGGCAGUCAAAGGCAUUGAUCUAUUCGCUGGAGACGUCAGCCGUAGCGUCCGUUCAGCAGCUGGUGAAAUUAUCGGGGAGUUGAUAGCUAUUUUCCAGCCAGAAGGAAGAGUUCCUGAAAGCUUGGUACAACACUUUCUGAGUCUCUGUCCUGUAAGGGAAAGCAGUAAUGGUAAUGGAUUCAUGGGUGCUUUUAACGGAGGACACAGAGAUCCUGAACGCCCAGUUAUUUGUGCAUACAAUUUUCCUGCUGUUGUUCUGACCUUGGGAGAAAGUCGUUGGAAUGACCUAAAAGAGACUUACACCUCUUUGACACGGGAUAUGCAGGUUAAAGUGCGUAGAUCUUUGGCUUGUUCGCUUCACGAAAUUGCGAGGGUCAUAGGUCCAACUAAGACCGAAGAGGACCUUUUAAAUGUUUUUGCAUCUUAUUUGGAUGAUAUAGAUGUCAGAUCUGGUCUUUUAGAGCAUCUAGCUGCGUUUAUUGAAUGUUUACCUCAAUCUACCCGAAAUGAUUGUUUACCAUCAUUAAGUGGUGUAUGGGACGGUGUUAAGAACCAAUGGAGACUUAGAGACGAAAUCACAGGACAAAUACCAGCUUUAUGUCGAUUAUUUGAUGAACAAGAUGUAAUAAAUCAUAUAUUACCAUUGGCUAUAAGGGCAGUCAGAGAUUCGGUGGCUAGUGUUCGAGAAACGGCCGUUGUUUGUUUUCCUGUCCUUUUCGAGGCAGUACGUAGCAAUGAAUUAUGCUUUAAAGAUUUGAUAAAUCGAGUUUGCGAGUUCUCUUCCGAACCCGGGUUCCGAGGCAGAGUAACUUACGUGCAAAUAUGCAAUGCUCUCGUUAGAGCAGAAUUUCCGAAAGACGACUUUUCAAAAUAUUUUUUAACUAGUUUAGAAAAACUUUCGAAGGACAAUGUAGUGAAUGUAAGAAUUGCCUUAGGAAGAUUAGUUGGAGAACUAUGUCAACUUGAGGAAUAUUAUGAAGACCCUACAAAUCGACCGUUGCAAAUAAACAAUAUGAUACGUAUUCUUUCCAAAGACUUGGAUGUUGAUGUGCGAGAAUUUGUCAUUCAUCUGUUGUCCCCUGAAGAAAGGUCAGAAUUUAUAUCUUCCACAAUACGAGAGAUUUUUGACCCCACGGAUAAUUUGAAUCGGCCUGAAGUGGUUGAAAAAAAUUCCCAUAAGCCUGCUGAGACAUCACCUUUGAAAACGGAGGAAAUUCGAGAAUCAAAUUUAAUUGGACCACAAGAUAUUGGAAAUGGUCAUGACGGGGGUUCACUGGGUGUAAUUAUGGGAGAAAUUCCAAUAACAUAUAUAAGACCUAAUAAUGUAAUCGAGGUACCAUCAACCUCUCCUCCCAUUUAG
Messenger RNA from Acaulospora morrowiae, 2589 nucleotides. The record is from the annotation of a GenBank genome assembly. NCBI's taxonomy places the organism in Eukaryota, Fungi, Glomeromycota, Glomeromycetes, Diversisporales, Acaulosporaceae.